This is a messenger RNA of Dovyalis caffra, 396 nucleotides long. The record is from the annotation of a GenBank genome assembly. Lineage: Eukaryota; Viridiplantae; Streptophyta; Magnoliopsida; Malpighiales; Salicaceae.
AUGUCCAUCUCUUAUUACAGAGAGGGAAAUUUAAGAGAACGGGGGAUGCCCAAGCAUCUCAUUCCGGAGUUCUUGCACAGGCAUCUUAUGGCUUCAAAGAGGUAUUUCCUUUCUUAUGGUAGCCUCGAUGGACCAAAGAAAAAUACUGGCCACCAUGAUCCAGAGGAAAAAAUGCAGCUUCAUAGAUCUCACUUAAAAAUUCCCCGUCUUUUUUUCUCAGUUCAUGAUCAUAUACAGAUGGCAACACCCAUCCUAACCCUGGUUAUUGCCAUCAAUUUACCUGCACCCUGCUUUGUCUCAAUUCUGACAAGGAAAAAUAACGAACAAUUUACAAAGAACAAACCACAUUGCCUUAAACACACCAACUUUGGUUAUAAGGAAACCUUGAGAGCAUGA